AUGGCCGCCACAACAAACCCUCAAACGCCGCGCUCGACCAAGACUCAGCAAUGGAUGGACGACGACGUGCCCAUCAUUGACUCGCGAGAGGCAUUCUCUGACGUUGUCCUCAAGUUAUCAUCCUACAUCGCCAAAGCCAUCGAUACUCCCUUCACAUACGAACAACUUCGCACCACCGUCGCCGGCCAGUCGUUGAGACCCCUGAUCUCGAAUUUGAGCGAAGAAUGUCACCAUCCAGCAGUCGUUGCUGCCUUAUUGGCAGCUCGAUACCUGUUCAUUAACGACCCAGGCGAUGUCGAUCCCGGGCUAAAUGAGUCCAGAGGCCUUGCCUGUGAGCUCGUUGCCUGGCAGUUUCUGACCUUCCUGUCGGAAAAGGAGCUCAUUGACUAUCUUCUCUACGACCUCCCCGAGGUCUCAGAAGACAACACGCGUCGUUCCCCUUCAGAGACACAUACAAACAGCCAGCAUACAGGCAAUCACAACGAUGGCGGCAGCUCGAACGAGUCUUCGCCUCUUCUUCGAUCACGAUCUUCCGAGCACGGCAAUUUCCUCCGCCCUCCGAGACGUGCGUCCACGCAACACACAGACCGCUUCACCAGUGGUGCUACGACAAGCACCUUCGGAGGUGACGAAGAUGGUGCCUCUCGGCGGGCAGAUCUCGACGAAUCCAUGGCUGGUAUGAACGCGCUCGAGAUUGCCGCCAUCGGUGACGCCAAGAAAUUCAUCUCGAAGAGCCCGGUGCAGAAGAUUGUCGAGGAUAUCUGGAACGGCGAUGUUAUAUUCUGGGAGAGCCUUUCAGUCCAUGCUGUGAAGAAGCCACGCGCGUACAACAAGCGAGUCGCGGACCCAUUCACUCGGCUCAGGGUGCCAAAGUACCAGAAGGCAUUCCAGAUCAGCUUCUUUCUGGCCUUCCUGCUACUCUAUUAUGCCGUGCUUGUGGAGCGGAAUCCCAGGCAUAUCACCCCUACGGAAGCGGUUUUGUAUGUCUUCAUCGCAGCAUUUGCAUAUGACGAGUUCGGGGAGAUCAAAGAUGCGGGCAUCAUGUUCUACCAGACUGACUUUUGGAGCUUGUGGGAUAUCGCGAUUAUUGGUGUUAGUGCCGCUUUCGUGGUGACGAGGGUUGUCGGCCUUGUCAGAGACAGCGACUAUAUCAUCGAUGUUGCCUUCGACAUUUUGUCCAUGGUAGCGCUGUUCCUGGUGCCUAGGAUAUUCUCUGUGAUGAGUCUGAAUCCUUAUUUCGGGAGCUUGAUACCAGUGCUCAAAGAAAUGCCUGAUAAUGUGAUGUGGGUGCCAACCAUUAUAGUACUUUACCUAGGUUUCUUGACCACUUUCACCAUGUUGGCCAGAGAUCGCAUGACACUCAAUGAUAUGUCCUGGCUCUUGAUCAAAGUCUUCUUUGGGUCAAGUUAUCUCGGUUUCGACAUGGCCGUCAAGAUAUCGCCACUAUUUGGUUAUACAUUGAUGCUCGUAUUUGUCUGUUUGACGAAUAUUCUCCUCAUCACGUCCCUCGUCUCACUAGUAUCAAAUUCAUUGACCGAGGUCAUGGCCCAUGCUCGCGAGGAAUACCUGUUCCAAUACUCGAUCUAUGUGCUAGAGAGCAGCACCUCACGACGACUGACCUAUUUCAUGCCUCCACUCAACUUGUUCCCCCUGAUCGUACUGCGGCCUCUUCGGCUGUUUCUCCCGUCCGAGGAAGUGCGUCGAAUCCGGAUCUUCGUGCUCAAAGCCACCCACAUCCCGUUCGUGGCCCUGAUCUGGGCCUACGAGAACUCUAGAACUAUCAUCACUCGUCCCCAUCCGACGCUAUCUAAGGCUCCACAUUUGACCAGCCGGCCGUUGAGCGCAGGCCAGCUCAACUUCGACGGGUCUCGGGAUUUUCUCAAGUCCCCCACUACGCGGCGAGCGCUUAAUGAGACGUCGCCGUCCGUUACAGCAGACAUGGCCGCUUCAACCACCAGGUCUGCCUUGGGCAGUGCCGAGAGCGCAGAUUUAAUCGCCCUCAUCCAGAAAUUGAGUGCGCAGGUUGAUGGGUUGACGGCAAUGGUCGCUGGCCAAAGCAGAGAUUGA
Molecule: messenger RNA, 2067 nt
Organism: Cladophialophora yegresii CBS 114405
Lineage: Eukaryota; Fungi; Ascomycota; Eurotiomycetes; Chaetothyriales; Herpotrichiellaceae
Exons: 10
Coding region: 1-2067 (688 amino acids)
Source: RefSeq, a predicted model, not a curated record